Molecule: messenger RNA, 615 nt
Organism: Capsicum annuum
Lineage: Eukaryota; Viridiplantae; Streptophyta; Magnoliopsida; Solanales; Solanaceae
Exons: 1
Coding region: 1-615 (204 amino acids)
Source: RefSeq, a predicted model, not a curated record
AUGGAUGAUUUUUAUCUUCCGAAAAAGUCAAAGCAUAGGCCUUCUAGUGUUACUUACUCACAUCACUUACGUGUUGAGAUCUUUUAUGCUAUAAUUGACUUGCAACUUCAAGAACUUAAUAAUCGUUUUGAUGUUGUGAGUGGUAACUUGCUCCUUGGUAUGACAAGCUUGAAUCCAACUAAUACUUUUGCUAAUUUUGAUAAGGAAAAAAUAAUGAUAUUGGCCAAGCAUUAUUUGAAUGAGUUUGGUGAAUCAAAGCUUCGAGAGCUUAGUUACCAACUUGAUACUUUCAUUAUACACAUGCGACGUGGUGAUCCUAUAUUGUCUAAUUUGAAAGAAAUUGGUGAUUUGGCAGAAGCAUUGGUUAAUGCAAAUCUUGUGGAGAUUUAUUCUCUUGUGUACUUACUUGUGAAGUUGACGUUGAUUUUACCAGUCGCUACUGCAACUGUAGAGAGAGCUUUUUCAUCUAUGAAGCAUAUCAAGAAUGAAUUGCAUAGCAGUAUUGGUGAUGCAUUUUUAAGUGAUUAUUUAGUUUGUUAUAUUGAGAAGGAUAUAUUUGUAAAUAUAAGCAAUGAUGCAAUCAUUGAUCGUUUUCAGAAUAUGAAAAUGCGUUAA